GUUGUGUGAUUCAGAAUCAGAUCAUCCAAGAGGAGUGUCCGUCUAGUGACUACGAUACCUCUCGUCCUCAAACAAGGAUUUUGUGUGAAAUUUCUCUCUUUUUUUCUAUGAACUAAAAACAAAACAAACAAAAAAACUAAAGUUUUCUUCAUGGAGAAAAUUUUGAAAUUCUAAAGCUGGAUACACCGACACAAACACGCUCAUAUUCAAUUUGAGACUGACUUGGCUCAUUCUUUGCUCUCGGCACUGGUUUUGGCCAUGCCGGACCUGAAGAAGUACCUCACAGAGGGCCUGAUCCAAGUAGCUAUUCUUCUCAGUCUGGCUGGGAUGCGUGUGGACGUGGAUCCCUACCUGCCCCCUUUUAGCGAAAUCAUUCUGGGCCCAAAUUCAGCUCUAACUCGGACUCAAUUCCACAGUCUUCGAAACAUCCUGGAUGGAUAUAACCUGCACCCAAAAAGUGCAGAUCUGGAUGGGUUCUUCACAGCUCGCAGGCUUCUAAAUUGGGUUCGCUCCCUAGACCGCCUGCAGGUGCCAGCGGCGGAGUUGGAAGCCUGGUUGGUCCACAGGGAGCCUGACAAUGGAGUCUCCAUUCCAGCUCAAGUGGGUCUCCUUGUGGAAGGUGGAGGACUUGAAGAUGUGGAGGAACCCUCAGAGCUUAGCAUGAGGUUGGGAAGUGGAGGAGAACUGGGUUAUGACAUAGCUGAGGAUCAAACCCUUGGAGCUUUGGGGCACAUGCCAAGAAGCCUCGACCAUCCAGACAAUGAUGAACCCAUUAAAGAGAGUGCAGAAAUGUGCUUGAACAGGUAA
Messenger RNA from Sinocyclocheilus grahami, 807 nucleotides. RefSeq names its product nuclear factor erythroid 2-related factor 1-like. Lineage: Eukaryota; Metazoa; Chordata; Actinopteri; Cypriniformes; Cyprinidae. The coding region runs from base 259 to 807 and encodes 182 amino acids. The transcript is spliced from 3 exons. Gene Ontology annotation, molecular function: DNA-binding transcription factor activity, RNA polymerase II-specific; RNA polymerase II cis-regulatory region sequence-specific DNA binding. The record is from RefSeq and is a predicted model, not a curated record. Gene Ontology annotation, cellular component: nucleus. Gene Ontology annotation, biological process: regulation of transcription by RNA polymerase II.